This is a messenger RNA of Knipowitschia caucasica, 2082 nucleotides long. NCBI's taxonomy places the organism in Eukaryota, Metazoa, Chordata, Actinopteri, Gobiiformes, Gobiidae. The record is from the annotation of a GenBank genome assembly.
AUGCUUUGCAGCCAAUUAGGAGGCGCGGUGGGUCAGGAGGUGCAGUGGGUCAGGAGGUGCAGUGGGUCAGGAGGAGCAGUGGGUCAGGAGGUGCAGUGGGUCAGGAGGAGCAGUGGGUCAGGAGGAGCAGUGGGUCAGGAGGUGCAGUGGGUCAGGAGGUGCAGUGGGUCAGGAGGUGCAGUGGGUCAGGAGGAGCAGUGGGUCAGGAGGAGCAGUGGGUCAGGAGGUGCAGUGGGUCAGGAGGAGCAGUGGGUCAGGAGGAGCAGUGGGUCAGGAGGAGCAGUGGGUCAGGAGGUGCAGUGGGUCAGGAGGAGCAGUGGGUCAGGAGGUGCAGUGGGUCAGGAGGUGCAGUGGGUCAGGAGGAGCAGUGGGUCAGGAGGUGCAGUGGGUCAGGAGGCGCGGUGGGUCAGGAGGUGCAGUGGGUCAGGAGGAGCAGUGGGUCAGGAGGAGCAGUGGGUCAGGAGGUGCAGUGGGUCAGGAGGAGCAGUGGGUCAGGAGGUGCAGUGGGUCAGGAGGUGCAGUGGGUCAGGAGGAGCAGUGGGUCAGGAGGAGCAGUGGGUCAGGAGGAGCAGUGGGUCAGGAGGAGCAGUGGGUCAGGAGGUGCAGUGGGUCAGGAGGUGCAGUGGGUCAGGAGGAGCAGUGGGUCAGGAGGCGCGGUGGGUCAGGAGGUGCAGUGGGUCAGGAGGAGCAGUGGGUCAGGAGGUGCAGUGGGUCAGGAGGAGCAGUGACCCACUGCUCCUCCUUCCCCUCUCCUCCCCUCUCCUCCCUCCCCUCUCCUCCCCUCUCCUCCCCUCUCCUCUCCUCCCUCCCACCUCCUCCCCUCUCCUCCCUCCCCUCUCCUCCCCUCUCCUCUCCUCCCCUCUCCUCCCUCCCCUCUCCUCUCUCUCCUCCCUCCCCUCUCCUCCCCUCUCCUCCCCCUCUCCUCUCCUCCCCUCUCCUCCCUCCCCUCUCCUCCCCUCUCCUCCCUCCCCUCUCCUCCCCUCUCCUCCCCUCUCCUCCCUCCCCUCUCCUCCCUCCCCUCUCCUCCCUCCCCUCUCCUCCCCUCUCCUCCCUCCCAUCUCCUCCCUCCCCUCUCCUCCCUCUCCUCUCCUCCCCUCUCCUCCCCUCUCCUCCCUCCCCUCUCCUCCCCUCUCCUCCCUCCCCUCUCCUCCCCUCUCCUCCCUCCCCUCUCCUCCCUCCCCUCUCCUCCCUCCCCUCUCCUCCCCUCUCCUCCCUCCCCUCUCCUCCCUCCCCUCUCCUCCCCUCUCCUCCCUCCCCUCUCCUCCCUCCCCUCUCCUCCCCUCUCCUCCCUCCCCUCUCCUCCCUCUCCUCUCCUCCCCUCUCCUCCCCUCUCCUCCCUCCCCUCUCCUCCCCUCUCCUCCCUCCCCUCUCCUCCCCUCUCCUCCCUCCCCUCUCCUCCCUCCCCUCUCCUCCCUCUCCUCUCCUCCCCUCUCCUCCCCUCUCCUCCCUCCCCUCUCCUCCCCUCUCCUCCCUCCCCUCUCCUCCCCUCUCCUCCCUCUCCUCCCUCCCCUCUCCUCCCUCCCCUCUCCUCCCUCCCCUCUCCUCCCCUCCCCUCCCCUCUCCUCCCUCCCCUCUCCUCCCCUCUCCUCCCUCCCCUCUCCUCCCUCCCCUCUCCUCCCCUCCCCUCCCCUCUCCUCCCUCCCCUCUCUCCUCCCCUCUCCUCCCUCCCCUCUCCUCCCUCCCCUCUCCUCCCUCCCCUCUCCUCCCCUCUCCUCCCUCCCCUCUCCUCCCUCCCCUCUCCUCCCCUCCCCUCUCCUCCCUCCCCCUCUCCUCCCCUCUCCUCCCUCCCCUCUCCUCCCCUCUCCUCCCUCCCCUCUCCUCCCCUCUCCUCCCUCCCCUCUCCUCCCUCCCCUCUCCUCCCCUCUCCUCCCUCCCCUCUCCUCCCUCCCCUCCCCUCUCCUCCCCUCUCCUCCCUCCCCUCUCCUCCCCUCUCCUCCCUCCCCUCUCCUCCCUCUCCUCCCUCCCCUCUCCUCCCUCCCCUCCCCUCUCCUCCCCUCUCCUCCCUCCCCUCUCCUCCCCUUCUCAGCGUCAGAUACAUCAGUGAUCCUCACACAACCAAAAACACAUCCAUUUAGACUUUAA